Messenger RNA from Lindgomyces ingoldianus, 3077 nucleotides. RefSeq lists its product as uncharacterized. NCBI's taxonomy places the organism in Eukaryota, Fungi, Ascomycota, Dothideomycetes, Pleosporales, Lindgomycetaceae. The record is from RefSeq and is a predicted model, not a curated record. The transcript has 2 exons. Bases 1 to 2910 code for a protein of 969 amino acids.
AUGACUAAACGACACGCCUGCGACACGCAUUCGCCGCGGGCGGAGCGAGCAGCUAGAACGAAACGUCGGCGCGCAACCUCUACUGCUAGCACAACUUCUGUUCAAACGCCGGUGAAGCGGGCCAGGAAGAGAGCUACGCUUUCCAAGGCUCCCGCGAAGAAACCUGCGUCUUUUCCGACCCUAGAUGGGGCACCAGAAAGUGCGAGCAAGGUUGAAUUUGUGGAUCGCCAUGGCAUUGCUGAGAUUAUACAUGAGCGGUUCAGCGGAGAUGCUGCGAAAAAGAGAGCGAGCCUGAAGAGGCUUCAGAAUUUGUAUCACGGGAAGAAGUUUCCGCAAGAGAUGGCCGAGCAGGAGAGAAACUGGUAUAUUGAGAUGCAGAGGGAGCUUAGUUCAUGUAAGGAUGAGGGCCAGAUCUCGUUCAAAGGCCUCUAUCCCUCCCUCCGCCAAACCGUCAUUGAAUCCAUUCACACGGAAGCUAAGCUCUCCAAAAAUUAUAGUAACAACUAUGACCCCGUCGUUCGCCUUCUCAAUCUCUCCUUCGAUGACCUUGAUACAAUCCUCUACGAGAACUCUAAGAUCUGGGAUAACGAUAAUGUUCCGCCGCAUCUCCAGGAAUUAAAGAGACUGGCACCAGACGAUCCGAUUAACCCGGACACGCCGCCGCCUGGAGAAGUGAAGAAGGCAUUUAGGUAUUUGAGGAAGGAGGGCCUACCAGGUAGCUUGUUAGGGGAGUGGCAGUUUUGGAGGGACAGGGUGGAUUUGAAAGAGGAUAGAGAGGUGAUGGGAGAAUUAGGAAACGCUAGGAAACGUGAAAAUGUCGAGCUGCAGGCUCAGUUACUGGCUGCAGCAAUGAUGGUAUCGACUGCAGGCACGGUUUUCGGGACAGUGACUGGGACGCUGAGAGCUGCCGAGGGUGACGAGAACAUGCCAGUGCUGAUCCAACCAGGCCGAAUCAAGAUCCAGGUGACGGAGGCGAAGAGGCAAAGACGUGCUGUAGGUUGGAAAGAGAACCAAGCAUCGCAAGACCCGGAUACAACUGGAACAGUAGACGCUCCGAAGGAAUGCCCAAAAGAAGCAGUUAAUAUAACUGCUGGUCCUCAUCCCUUAAAGCGCCCGGCACGGGAAUCCCCUGCUCCUAUCCCCCGAGAAGGCCUCAAUUCAUUUGAUCCAAUGGACUCACUUCAGCAGAGAGUUGCACAACCGCCUUCGCAACCAUACGAUCGACCUUCUGCAUUUUCAUUGCUGAACCUUUCUACCCUGGCCUCGGCCAAUCAGCCAAUGGUAGGAGCCAGCGCAGGAGCAUAUUCCCAAGGACAUUCAGAACAGAUGGCGCAUCUGCAACUAGAAGAUCCCAUGUCUUCAAUGAAGAUACCGGCCGCUCCAGCUCGCCAAGCAAGCAAUAUCUUGGAACUAGCUAUAGAGACGCAGAAGUGUGGUCAUUCACAACAGCCUACAGAUCCACAUACUCAGUGUCAUGGGUUGUCUUUUCACAAGGAUUAUAUGCCCGUGUCGCGAGCUGGGCUGGCUCAAGGAGGCACGACUGCAACGGAGCAAUAUGGCUACCCUCAUCUACCGAUGGAGUCAGGUACCGAAACUAGCAAUCCUUUAGUAGCACCGCAACAUGUCUCAACCGCGGUAUCUCAGAGUCUACAUAUGCCAGCAGAAAUUACGGUGCAAAAUCAAAACAGGGUACAACCGCCUCUACCACCAUCUCUUACACGAAACACUUCCCCCUCUUCAUUGGGCCCAAUACUUAAAUUCCCUACAUCCGCUCAACUCUGGCAAACACGCAACUAUCUCCCUCAACGCAGAGUAACUCCUAUUCCGCCCCCACACCCGAAACAUCAACAUCAGCAACCUCGAGCUCCAACUCCCAACAACAUCAACACUUUUAACGCUAGCACUGGAGAAGGAGAUGCAAUCCAGCGACCGAAAACAAAACUACUACAGCAGGAUUCCUAUCCCCUGAGCUCAAACAUCCCAUAUUUCCCGACCAACCAGCUAUACCCACGGUUGCGCUCUGAAGCUCAACCUCAACCUCGCACACCGAGAUUAAACUUCCCUAAUCUAGUGUACAUGCAUCCAGGACACCAUGCUCUUGUAUCUUCGUUUCCACCUUCGCCUGUCGCGGCCAUAGCUACAGCUACAACUACAGUGGUGCAUAGGAAGUCCGGGUCGGGCUCAGGUUCAAGGCUAGGGCUGCGAGAGAAGGAAGCUGAGAUACAUAGUUUGCAAAGACGAGGGGUUAAGGGAGACCAAGGGAGUCAAGAGGGUAAGAGUGGGCAAGGGGUCAGAGGAGAAAGGGGAAGAGGAGGAAGAGGGAGAGGAGCGUCGUACCCACGUACACCCCAGGAAUUCUUCUCGCAAGUGCAGCAGGCGAGGUUGAGGAAUCAAAUGAAGGUGUCUGAGUCUGAGAACCAACAACAGCAUAGUCCACAACAGCAGCAACGCUAUGUGCCAAACUACACCCAUACGCCAGGAGGUCGAGCUACUGGACAACAUCCAACUCCUAAAAUCCACCGGCACGGUGGCAGAUACAAGCAUAUUCAGAGUCAAGUCCGACCUCACCACCAACAUCACCAUCAUCCCCAGAACUGUACCCACAACCACCACCACCACCACCAGCAGAACCACGCACGCCACUUCUCACAUCCCGCGCUCCCUUUUCCUUCCUCCACCCGCCACACCCACCACAUACCCAUAGCCCCCCGCUUACAACUCCCAACCCAGCCCCAGUUUCUCCGCACCUCGUCCCAAGCACAAGUAGCAUUUUCCCAUUUCCCUCCCGUCCCACCCGCAACUCUACACUCCGCCGACGACGCAAGCCGUCCUCCCACGAGUCAAUUGGAAAGGGAUGGAACGCGGCGGAUAGAGUUGGAUUAUCCGAAUGGCUGGAAGAGAGCGGGAUGAGCGUGAGUGUCCUACACACUGACCCUAGGUGUACGUGGGGAUGGAUGGGUGGAUGGGAGUGAGUUGGAUAUGGACACACAUUGAAUUUGGUGUUUUCUAUGAAUAAUAUUCUUGGCGCGCAGCUCCGUAUCUGUGUUUCUAUAUUAGUGGUUGAAGCUGGAGUAUGG